CAACUGGAUUUUUUUCUACGAAUUUUGAAGUUUCCCAAUAAAGUCAAAAUAAAAAUUUUGAAGUUUAAUAAUCAAAUUAAAAAGUUGACAUAAGUUCAUGUCAAAAGUAUUGGCGCAAAUUACUUUAGCUAAAAAAAAUGUUAUCGCCAAUCGUAAACAAAUAAUGCUUUCAUGAUUUCAUGAUAAAGGAACCACGCAGAAGGUCUACAUAGAAUAUGCAUAUGGGUGUUGUAAUAUCAGAGAGAAAAAAAGAAAUAAAAAAACACUUUGUGAAAAAACUACUGUAGCUUAACUGGGAAAUCGAUAUAUUAUUGAAAGCACCAUAACGGAGAAGUAGGCGACGCAUAGAAAGUCAAUCAAUUUUUGUAUGAACAGGGAAAUAUUUCAAAUUUUUCAGUUGAAGUUGAAAGACGUCGUCAUAGUUGUUAGUUUCACAUCAAAAACUGAAAUCACAAAAGAGAUUGUUGUUGACUUGCAAAAGUCUAAAAGAAUUAUUUAUUAAUUUCUUCCUUUUUUGUUGUUACUGGAUGAAACAAAUAUAACUUACUGCAAUACGAACCUCAAGCAGCAUUAAAAGAAAGCUAUUUGAUUACUUGCUCAAUAGACUUUUGAUGUGAUACGAAUCGUGUCUAUCGCGUCUUCCAAACUAUUGAUAAGGACGGUGGAAAUUGGUGUAAAAGUCCAAAAACCUAAGCAAAGAUGUUGUCGCCAGAUAGCUUGCACCAUCAAGAGGAGGUUAAUUCCGCCCUCGACCGUCAAAUACGCCAAGAAAUUCAAGACAUGGCCCAAGAAGCACGAAUUCAAGCACAAAUUAUCACACAUGAAGCGCGAGGUCGUUUUCAAUCGAAUUCAAGUGGGGAAGAUGGUCACGAAGAUAUGGAUCAUGACGGUGUUACCGUUUUGGGUGUUGUCGAAGGAGAUGAUGAUCAUCAAGAUACUAUUGUUGAAGAGGACAUCUCAGAACAUGAUAUUUCUGAUGCGCAUGAUGCCAGUAAUUACAAGGAUAUGGUGUUGGAGACUAACGAGAGCGGGAUGCCUCGCAAACGUAGAGGCAACUUGCCCAAACAUUCUGUGAAAAUCCUUAAGCGUUGGUUAUACGAGCACCGUUAUAACGCCUACCCAAGCGAUGCGGAAAAAUAUACUCUAUCUCAGGAAGCCAAUUUAACAGUUCUGCAGGUGUGCAAUUGGUUUAUAAACGCCCGCAGACGUAUAUUACCAGAAAUGAUAAGACGUGAAGGCAACGAUCCAUUACACUUUACCAUUUCUAGGCGCGGUAAAAAAUUAAAUUCAUCGAUGAAUUCACUGGGCAGCUUAAAUUCGAGUUCAGCACCUAAUCCUAUUACAGGAAGUCCGGCCUCUGAAGUCAUUGUUGGCGCUACCGAAGAAGUUGAAGGUGAGGAAGUGCACGACGGUGUCGCUAAUGUUUUGACCGCAUUAGGUCAUUUCGUUCAAACACCGGGAGGUCAUAUGGUAAAGGUGGAACCGGACAUUGAGUACGAUGACAGUGUUAUAUACAGAUGGCAGCAGGCCAUUGCUGCUAAUCCUCAAGGCUUCCAAAACCUUCAUCCACAGAUUCAAGCCAAGAUAUUAGACAAAAUUCAAGCUGCGAGACAACGCCAAGCAGCAGCCGCUGUAGCAGUCAACCAAAUUUCCAAUACCUAUACCAGUCCCGAUCAAUUGCCCACAACCACUACCACCACGCUGGCAAAUAGUAUUCCUAAUGCCGCAAUCAAUGCCCAGUAUCCGGCAAAUUCCAAUUACUUUUGCUCUCAAACUCUGAAUCAAAUCUUUCAUAUUCAAAAUAAAACAAGCUCUUCUAAGAAUCAUUUCAAUGCCAUGAGGUCGGAAGAUGACAGUGUUAACGAAUACGACACCUGCGACACCCAAAGCGAGGAGGAGGGAAAAUUCGAAAGCUCUGAUGCUUGGCAAUCGGUUAUAAACACCGAAGAAGUGACGACUACAAGUCCAACGGUCACGAAUAAUACGUAUUGGACAUCGGCGCCUCAUACGCAACUAUCGCAUCUGCCGCAUGCUUCAAGUGAUGCUGCCAUAACAACGCAAACGAAUAUUGCGCCGCAAUCAACAAACGUUGUUCUCUCCUCCACCGGUGAAAUAGUAACGGAAACCUCCGCAACCGUUGGUGCUGAAGCGACUGUCGUAACCACUCAUCCUUCCAACGCGAGUGCGGUAACGCAAAGCAAUAAAAGCUUUCUGGGCAAUACAAAUGCCAGCAGCAGUAUUAGCAAUAAUAGUAGUAGCAAUAACAACAGUUUGACUCCUGCUGUGCAAAUUACACCACCUGGCAGUCACUUAAUCAAAGGAUCCCGUGACGAUAAAGAUAAAUUCAAAUGUCUGUACCUGCUCGUUGAAACCGCCGUCGCAGUGCGCCAACGAGAAAAAGAACAAGAAGAGGAAGAAGAUGUGCAAGUUCUGGGUAACUGAUGUUAAAGAGCUUUGUUAAAAAUGGUUUGCGGACUUGCCCUAGUGCUACAGCAGAUUCUUUCUGCUUCUUCCAAUCAAUUCAACUUCGUUUCAUUUGGCGUUGUGCAGAUUUUUUCUUUUUUUUUUUUUUUUCCUUCAAAUUUUGCUCGACUUGUUCAGCUCUCGUUGCUGCCACCACCAAAUCUCUUUUCAUAAUUUUGCUUCACCUUCUUUUAACACAUAUCGUUGUUCGUUCAAGUUUUUCGUUAAGAAUUCACCGAAUAGUUUCAGAGUUUUUUUUUUUUUUACAAAAGAUCGUGUAAACCCGUUUAGUGUAAUUAGCUUCUGACCCCUUUAUAUUUAAACAAAUAGGAAUUUU
This is a messenger RNA of Glossina fuscipes, 2800 nucleotides long. RefSeq lists its product as uncharacterized. Lineage: Eukaryota; Metazoa; Arthropoda; Insecta; Diptera; Glossinidae. Gene Ontology annotation, biological process: regulation of transcription by RNA polymerase II. Gene Ontology annotation, molecular function: RNA polymerase II cis-regulatory region sequence-specific DNA binding; DNA-binding transcription factor activity, RNA polymerase II-specific. The transcript is spliced from 10 exons. Bases 700 to 2442 code for a protein of 580 amino acids. The record is from RefSeq and is a predicted model, not a curated record.